AUGGCUCAGUCACCGAUGCUCUCAUGUCCGUUGAAGCAGACCAACGAGACUGAUUGGAUUCAGCCCCUCAAGGAUAACAUUCGACAGCGCUAUAAUGAGGACCCCGAGCGAUACAGUGAAGAAUGCGAGAUUCUCAACCGGCUUCGCCAGGACAUGAGAGGCGUAGGGAAAGACAGCGCUAUCGGUCGGGAUCUGUUGUAUCGAUACUACGCUCAACUGGAGUUCUUGGACCUCAGGUUCAAUGUCAAUGACCGCGAAGUCAGGAUCUCGUUCACAUGGUACGAUGCUUUCACUUAUACGUCUGCCUCUCAAUUCUCCAUGGCCUUCGAAAAGGCAUCCAUUUUAUUUAACCUCUCCGCCAUCCUAUCUUGCCAUGCUGCCAACCAAAGCCGGGCCGACGAUACCGGCCUCAAGACCGCCUAUCACUAUUUCCAGGCAUCCGCAGGGAUGUUUUCAUAUCUUAUGGAGCAUUUCCGAAAUCCGCCAUCAACCGACAUGGACAAGGAAACCGUUCGCACACUGAUACAAGUCACUCUAGCUCAAGCCCAGGAGGUGUUUUUUGAGAAACAAGUGGCAGAUCGGAGGAAGCCUGCGCUCCUAGCCAAGCUGGCUGGAGAGGCAGCCUACCUCUACUCACAGGGUGCCGAGAUAAUGCAAAAUUUCGUCGCCAAGAAUGUGUUUGACAAGGUCUGGACGAUUGUUGUGCAGGCCAAGGCAGCACAUAUGGGAUCAGUGGCAUCUUAUUAUCAGGCGGUUGCGGACAGUGAGAAUGAAUCUCAUGGAAUUGCUAUCGCUCGUUUACAGAUGGCUGAUAAGCAGUCCGGCACUGCUCUAAGCUGGGCGAAGGCAUUCCCCUCGUCGCCCCCAGCGAACACCAACUUGACGGCAGAGUCCGGUCCGAAGCUCUUGGCCCUCAUCAAGCACAAUCAAACAAAUGUGCAAGCCUUACUUGCCACUAUGGUCAAAGACAAUGAUUUCAUCUACCACCAGCCAGUCCCCAAUGAGGCUGGUCUCUCACCAGUUGCCAGGGUUACUGCUGCCAAGCCGAUUGAGGUUAGCGAAUUGUACCAAGGACAAGAUAUUAAGGAAAUUACUGGGGAAACUAUCUUCAAGAAGCUGGUGCCUUUGGAGGUAACUGAGGUCGUCAGUCUUUACUCUGAAGAAAGAGCCAAGUUGGUUCGAGCGGAAGAUGAAAAGGCCAGCACUGCCAGCAGUGAGAUGAGGGCUAGCUUGCCCGUCCUAGAACUGCCAGGCUCUCUCGAUAUCUUGAAGGGAGGCAUGAACCAGGUGUCAGUAGACGAGGAGUUCUGUCGCUGGUGUUCAGAGCUUGCUGGCCACAAUCCCUUCCGCAGGGCAUUCGACGAGUUGCAGGAUCGCAAGCUAGAAGUACUAUCCCAAUUAGACCAGUGCUCAAAGCAGUUAGAUCUGGAAGAGAGCGUGUGUGAGAAGAUGCGAUCAAAGUAUGGAGCAGAUUGGGGCCAGCAGCCCAGCUCUCGACUCAAUACCACGCUUCGAGGGGAUGUCCGAUCGUAUCGAGACACUGUCAACGAGGCCAGCGCAAGUGAUUCUCAGUUGUCUUCCACAUUUCGGCAGUAUGAGAGCGAUUUCGAUGAGAUGCGGUCUGCUGGCGAAACAGAUGAGGCCGAUGUUCUCUUCCAGCGAGCCUUGAUCAAAGUCCGUUCGAAGCAUAGCAAAAGCAAGGACGGUGUCAUCAGUCCUGUGGAAGGUACUCUGCUAGAUGAUGUGUAUGAUGAGAGCGCCCCCUCUGUUGCAGAGCGGAUUGCCAAAGUGGAGGGGUUCUUAAAGAAACUGAAUCUCGUGGACCAAGAGAGGUUCCAACUGCUCAAAGAUCUCAAAAAAGCGGUCCACGACGAGAACAUUUCGGACCUCAACGAACUCGUGCUUCUAAACCUAAAGAAGAUUCGCGGCCACGAACAGGCCUUCUUCAAAGCGCAAUUGGAAAAGUUCCUGCCAUAUCAGAGCAGACUUGUGAAGGCGAAUUACAAUCAAUCAUAUUUGAUGAAAGAACUCAACAAGAUACACGAUGACCUUCGUCAAGACAAAAGAUUUCAAUCCGAGAAGUCGAAGUACGAGUCUAUAACAAGACAACGGAACUCCGUGCUAGCUCGAUACAAGAAGGUCUACAAAGCAUUCCAUGAUCUCUCAUCGGGUAUCAAGCAGGCACGAACUUUCUACAAGGACAUGGGUGAAAAUGUCGACAGCCUCCGCAAGAAUGUCGAGACCUUCAUCAACAACCGCCGGUCAGAAGGCGCGCAGCUUCUUAGUCAGAUUGAGCGCGACAAGGGUAUGGGCAAAAAUGUCGACAGUCUCCGCAGGAAUGCCGAAGCCUUCAACAAGAACCGCGAGCAGUCUAGCGGUGUCUCAGAGCAAGAAGAUCGCGAGCGAGAGAAGCUGCGCCAGCUGAUGGAGCGCCUAUCAACGGAACCCAAGAACUCAUCAACUUUACCCUCCGCAGCGUCAGCAAAACCGCCUUCAAAAGUCAAGUCACCACCCCCGCCAGUUCAGACGCCGGCGUAUGGAACCACCGGUCCAUCCCCAAAGCCGUCCCCUUCCUACCCGCCCACCGUGCCAGGCGUGCCCCUCUCGCAGUCCCCAGCGCCCUACGGGCAGUACAUGGGAGGUGGUCUAGGAACUUACCAAGCCCAGCAUUUCCAGCAAGGCGCCGCAGCUCCCCUAUCCGAGGGCUACAACCCCAUGGCAUAUCCUUACCAGACUCCCGUGUCCCCACCCCCGAGCCAGCAAUUCUUCUCUCAAACCCCCGCCCCGUACGGCGGCUACUCAAACUCCGGUACGCCGGCUCCUGGCGCUGGCCCUCAGCCCUCGCACUAUAUAGCUCCCCAGGGCUACAUCCCGCCUCCACCUCCGCCGCGCCCACAGCAGACAACCUACCCUCCUACAGCAGGAGGUGUAUACCCCUCUGGUCCUGGUGGCUAUGCGCAGAGCAGACAGUAUGGGCACCAGAAGACCCCCUCGCAGUCGCAGUCGCAGUCUGGUUCCUCCGCCGAUCCGUGGGCUGGUCUCAACGCCUGGAAAUGA
Messenger RNA from Penicillium egyptiacum, 3057 nucleotides. NCBI's taxonomy places the organism in Eukaryota, Fungi, Ascomycota, Eurotiomycetes, Eurotiales, Aspergillaceae. The record is from the annotation of a GenBank genome assembly.